This is a messenger RNA of Triticum aestivum (bread wheat), 1275 nucleotides long. RefSeq names its product 2-methoxy-6-polyprenyl-1,4-benzoquinol methylase, mitochondrial. NCBI's taxonomy places the organism in Eukaryota, Viridiplantae, Streptophyta, Magnoliopsida, Poales, Poaceae. Bases 170 to 1069 code for a protein of 299 amino acids. Gene Ontology annotation, cellular component: mitochondrion. Gene Ontology annotation, molecular function: 2-methoxy-6-polyprenyl-1,4-benzoquinol methyltransferase activity. The transcript has 8 exons. The record is from RefSeq and is a predicted model, not a curated record. Gene Ontology annotation, biological process: ubiquinone biosynthetic process.
CGAGAGAACAGCACAGACCCCCUCUCUCCCCCUGGUCGCCGUGUCGCUCGCAUCUCCGCACGCACCGCCGUCGCCGCCGUGCCCCCCUUCUCCCCCGUUCCCCCCGCCGGCGGCUGUCUGUUACUCCGGGAUCGGACCGGCCAUCUCGCGCCGCCGAGGAAGGAAGGGCAUGGCUCUGCGAGCGGCCGCCGCGAGGCUGGCGUCCUCCAGCCUCCGCCGCCGCCACGGCCACCUCCUGCCGGCGGCCGCCACCGCCAGCCAAUCGGCCUUCCUCCACUCCCACGCCACAAGCUUCGGAUUCAAGCAGGUGCGCGAGGACGAGAAGAGCAAGCUGGUCGGCAACGUAUUCAGCAGCGUCGCCUCCAGCUACGACGUCAUGAACGACCUCAUGAGCGCUGGGCUGCACAGGCUCUGGAAGGACAGGCUGAUCUCAAAGCUGAAUCCUUUUCCCGGGAUGAAGCACCUCGACGUGGCCGGUGGGACAGGGGAUGUUGCGUUCCGUGUAGUCGAAAGAAUUAAGAGUGUGAGCCACAGAGCUACGCAGGGUACUCUUACUGAUAUGGAAGAAGACACUCACAUUUAUGUUUGUGACAUUAAUCCAAAUAUGCUAGAUGUUGGAAAGAAGCGUGCUACCGAAAAAGGCUACAAUGAAGAGCAGUGCCUUAGUUGGGUACAGGGAGAUGCAGAAGCUCUUUCUUUUGAGGAUGGGUCUAUGGAUGGCUAUACUAUUGCAUUCGGGAUCAGAAAUGUUACACACAUUGAGAAAGCUCUAUCAGAAGCUUACAGAGUUCUAAAGAAAGGAGGAAGGUUCCUAUGCUUGGAGUUGAGUCAUGUAGAUGUUCCAGUUUUUAAAGACAUUUACGACAUCUAUUCAUUUUCUGUGAUUCCGGCUGUGGGAGAGCUAGUUGCUGGUGAUAGGCAGUCGUACCAAUACUUGGUCGAGAGCAUUCGUCGGUUUCCAAAACAGGAAAAGUUUGCUCAGAUGAUCCAGGAAGCUGGAUUUGAAGCGGUCGAAUAUGAAAAUCUGGUGGGCGGUGUAGUUGCCAUUCACUCUGGAGUGAAACUGUAGUAUAGGUCAAAUAGCAGCACGGCCGACAGACGCUUCCGUGGGUAGUGGUGGAUCUGGAUCAGGCAUUUGGGGCUAACAAUUUACCAUUUUCUUUGUUAAAAAAAUCAUGUAACUAUUAUUCCUGUUUAUGUAAUUCAAAAUAAGGACAGACGAUGAUCUGCUCAGUGGUUUUGUUUUUUCACAAUUUAUAUAGUUUGUGCAAGCAA